Molecule: messenger RNA, 420 nt
Organism: Trichosporon asahii var. asahii CBS 2479
Lineage: Eukaryota; Fungi; Basidiomycota; Tremellomycetes; Trichosporonales; Trichosporonaceae
Exons: 3
Coding region: 1-420 (139 amino acids)
Source: RefSeq, a predicted model, not a curated record
AUGCUUUCCCGUGUUGCCCGCUCCUCCUCCUCGGCCACUAGGGCCUUCAGCACUUCCUCGAAGCGCUCCAUGCCCCUCUACGUCGCGGUCCUCCCCGACUACAUCAACAACGAGGAGACCCGCCACGCCAACCGUCAGGCCGCCCUCAAGGACCUCGCCAAGGACCGCACCCUCGGAAACAUCCUUGAGCGCCCUUACCUUUCGGACAAGUACGCUACCCAGAAGGCCGGCGAGCCCCACCCCAACCAGCAGCACGGUGUCGAGGGCUCGAUCCUCAUCCUCGACGCUCCGGACAUCAACGCCGCUUGGGAGCAGGUCAAGGGCCACACCUUCUGGACCAAGGUCUGGGACGAGGAGAAGGCCACCAUCAAGGAGCUCAAGUCGCUCCCCGCUGAGCACAUCGGCGGAGGUGCUCUUUAA